This is a messenger RNA of Gadus macrocephalus (Pacific cod), 1366 nucleotides long. RefSeq names its product forkhead box N4 (gene foxn4). NCBI's taxonomy places the organism in Eukaryota, Metazoa, Chordata, Actinopteri, Gadiformes, Gadidae. The coding region runs from base 1 to 732 and encodes 243 amino acids. The transcript is spliced from 3 exons. The record is from RefSeq and is a predicted model, not a curated record.
AUGUUAGGGAAGAUUCAGAGAUCAGAGAGCAACGAGCUGGACAAACUGAUCACCGACCGCCCGGACAGCUGCCGGCGCAAGGCGGAGGCGGGGGUGACGCGGCUGGCCCACGGCCCCGCCCACGGCCCCGCCCACGGCCCCGCCCACGGCCCCGCCCCGGGCCAGCUGCAGGCCCCGCCCGUGGUCACGCUGUCCCUCCAGUGCCUCCCCAUGCACCAGCACCACCAGCACCACCACCAACACCACCAGCAGCAGCAGCACCACCAGCAGCAGCAGCAGCAGCAGCACCAGCAGCACCAGCUCCACGCCCUGCAGGCCCGCCUCGCCCCCAUGUCCCCCAUGUCCCCCAUGUCCCCCGCCCCGGCCCAGACGCCCCCCCUCCACAGCCCCAUGGUGCAGCACCCCGGGAAGCUGCCCCAGGGCGACUACUACGGCCUGCAGGGCGACCCGGAGGUGGACGCCCUGGACCCCAGCAUCAUGGACUUCGCCCUCCAAGGGAACCUGUGGGAGGAGAUGAAGGACGACAGCUUCAACCUGGACGCCCUGGGCACCUUCAGCAGCUCCCCGCUGCGGCUGUCUGACUGCGACCUGGGGGGCCUGGCCCUGCCCCCCGCCCCCCUGGGCGACGUGACGGUGACGGGGCUGUACGCCUCCUACGCCGCGCUGGACGCCCUCUCCGCCCAGUACAUGGCCGCCGCCCCCGCCAACAGCAAGCCCAUCGCCCUGCUUUAGGGGCGGGGCCAGGGCGCACGCACGCCGCCGGCCAAUCCGGCGCCAGGAUCCACAACUAUGAACCCCGUGGAUCCAACCAAAGGGAGACCCCGGGACACGGCCCUUCUGAUUGGUCGGGUGCCGGUGAGAUCUGUCGACACAAAGCUGGGGAACCAAUGAGGUUCCAGGAUUUGAGACGGACGAUGAGAACUGUGAACGGACUUGAAUCAACGCGAGGAGACUCGUUGUGUAAAAAGGGAAGGACUACGUAUGCUCUGCCAAACAGCCCUAAGGCCUGAUGGUGUUAGCGCACCACCCUCCGCCCUGGACGGAGGUUAUCUCCACCUUACUUUCUGACCCCGUAGCUCCCUGUCUGUCUGUCUGUCCGUCUGUACGUCGUUUUGUGGUAGGAAUUACUGGUGUUUUAUUUAUAUAUAUCAAAUGCAGCCGGACAAAAAGGGAAGACUUUAUCAAACGUUUGCUGUAUAUAUUUGAAUGUGUUUUUUCUACGUAUAAAAGCUUUCUUCAAACUGAAUUUACCCACUGAUUCCAAAUGUGUGCCAACACUGUAAAAGUACUCUGAAUGUCAUCCGAACCACAUGUUAAUAUAAUCAAUCACUGACCGGAAUAAACACUAAACCAAGGCUGAAUCAAA